Messenger RNA from Bursaphelenchus okinawaensis, 844 nucleotides. The record is from the annotation of a GenBank genome assembly. NCBI's taxonomy places the organism in Eukaryota, Metazoa, Nematoda, Chromadorea, Rhabditida, Aphelenchoididae.
AUGGGUAAUGUGGUGAACAAAGAUGUUGAUACGCCAGCAGUUUUAAAGGAUGUAAGUUGAUUUUAUUUGUUUUAUGUUGAUAUUUAGGCAAAAUUUUAGGUUAUGAGAUGAAGUUUCAAAGCUUUUUUUGAUUUUCUGUGAAAGAUGUCAUGUGCAAUAUACUUUUCGAUAUAAAACCUUGGAAGGUGUUUCAAUUAUUCUAAUUUUCGUUAAAAUACCUUGCUUAAUAUCUUCUAUAGCUAAUAUAACUAAUUUAAACUUACAGGUCAACGAUUAUCCGGUAGUAAUGUACACAAGACCAUCAUGUGGGUAUUGCAAACUGGCGAAGGAAAUAUUGCUAGAAGAAAAUGUGUUAUAUCGAGAGAAGGACUUGAAUUUGCAUAAAACAAUGCAUCCGGAAGAUGGAAUGGUAAGUUUUCAUGUUCUUUUCAUUGUUUUAUGUUUAGAAAUACAUAAAUGGAUUGAUAUACCAUACCAGAGUUACUACAGUGCCGCAGAUCUUUAUUUGUGGGGAAUUUAUUGGCGGUAAGUUUGUGAAAACGAUCUUUAUAGUUUCGCUAAGCUUUGAAAGAAGUAAAAUGAUGUGAUUUGUGUCUUUUCAUGUUGUAAAGCAUAUUUUACAUUAAUUUUCGACUAAACAUAGCUUUUCUCUGAGUUUUUCCGCAGUUAGCGAAAAAUUGGGCGCAGUUUGCGUUUUCUUGUACUCUACGUGCGUUUUUGUAAUUUAUUACGAAUUUUAGGCUUCACGGAAUUGAAAAAACUGCGCGAAGAGGGAAAACUAUGGUCCACGAUUGCCAAAUGUAAAGAUCAAUACGAUCGGAAGCCAGUUGUCGAUGUUCCAUGA